Messenger RNA from Staurois parvus, 475 nucleotides. The record is from the annotation of a GenBank genome assembly. NCBI's taxonomy places the organism in Eukaryota, Metazoa, Chordata, Amphibia, Anura, Ranidae.
AUGGGCCCCUGUACCGCCUCCUCAUGCUGCUGCCAGGCCCCUAAUCUGCCAUGGGCCCCUGUACCGCCUCCUCAUGCUGCUGCCAGGCCCCUAAUCUGCCAUGGGCCCCUGUACCGCCUCCUCAUGCUGCUGCCAGGUCCAGAGUCUCUCAUGGGUCCCUGUACGGCCUCCCAUUGCUGCUGUCUCCAUCGCCACACUCUGCCAUGUGCCACUUUCAGGUCUCCUCACACACUGCUGGUGUGUUCAAUUUUUUGACAUAGGGUGCUGGCAGAUUACGGCCUCCCAUAGCUGCUGCCAGGCCCCUAAUCUGCCAUGGGCCCCUGUACCGCCUCCUCAUGCUGCUGCCAGGUCCACAGUCUCUCAUGGGUCCCUGUACGGCCUCCCAUUGCUGCUGUCUCCAUCGCCACACUCUGCCAUGUGCCACUUUCAGGUCUCCUCACACUGCUGGUGUGUUCCAUUUUUUGUCAUAGGGUGC